GCUUGACAGCCAAACAUUCCAAAUAUUCGAUUCCAAACAACAUUGUUGUCUCAAUCUUGGAUAGUAGUCAUCUUUUUAACAACAAAAGCCUGCCAUUUCAUACCCAAACCUCAACAACAAUGCCCCAUCCUUCCUUCCUAAGCUUCAUAUAAAAUUUCCUGUCAGAUCACAGCUUGCAUGUGCUGGGAGAUUUGGGUUUCAUCUUUGUCUCAAUUACUAUGUUGUUUUGAUGUUGUUUGUGGAGAGUCAGAUUGAACCAAGCAUACAUGAAUAAGCCAAAGGCAUUCUUAAAGGACAUAUUCAUAGGAGGGAGCAGAAGACAAUCCUCAAACCUCAGCAGAGAAGGUCAGUCAUCAUCAUCAGCUAAAGAGACAGAUAAAAUUCUGCACCCUCCCAUUGAAACUUACUGGUAUUUACCUCCACAAGAAGAGAGCAACAAGGCACCAAAACAGCAGAGGAGCAGGCUCUCAUUCUCCUUCAAGAAGCGACUGCGAAAGAGCAAGAGUUUGCAGAUGAUUCUGCAGGGGAGCCAUGAUCCUAAAGACCAAGAAAAAGUCGAUUCUUUUCGCGAUUUUAUCUUCCCCGACAUCCCCCUUUCGGGGAAGCAGUUGGAUUAUCAUACCCUCCUAAGGUUUCUUAGAAUGAGGGACUAUGAUAUGGUAAAAGCAAGAGAAAUGUUUCUCAAUUACCUCAAGUGGCGCGAGGAGUUUCGUGUUGAUGCUAUCUGCAAAGAGUUUAAGUACGAAGAAUAUAGAGAGGUUAAAGGGCUUUAUCCACAUGGUUUUCAUGGAGUAGAUAGAUAUGGGAGACCAAUUUACAUUGAUAGGGUUGGCAUGGUGGAUAUCAAUAAGCUUCUUGAAGUGACAACAAUUGAGAGAUUUGUAAAGUACCAUAUUUCUGAACAAGAAAAGACUCUGAAUUUGAGGUAUCCUGCAUGUUCACUUGCUGCCAAGAAGCAUAUUGCUUCCACAACAAGCAUCUUAGAUGUUAAGGAUGUGGGGAUGUCUAACUUUUCAAAACCUGCAAGAUAUCUCUUCCUGGAAAUUCAAAAGAUAGACAGCAAUUAUUAUCCUGAGACACUGCAUAGGCUGUUCAUUAUCAAUGCUGGAUCUGGAUUUAAGGUUCUAUGGAAAGCAAUCAGGGCUUUUCUCGAUCAACGCACGCUAGCAAAGAUCCAGGUGCUGGGGAACAACUACCUUAAAAACCUUGUUGAAGUUAUUGAUCCAAGCAACCUUCCAACAUUCUUGGGUGGUAACUGCACAUGUUCUGAACAUGGUGGUUGCCUCUCAAGUGACAAAGGACCAUGGAAUGAUCCUGAAAUUACAGACAUCCUUCAGGCCAUGCUUGAGGCAGAUGAGCAGUGUGACAAUCCUCCGGCUACACGAGACACCUUUGAUGAUGCAGAGAAUGUACAGAUUAAAGAUGUGUAUGAUGUGACACCGGAAAGAGAGCCGAGCAUUGGGCAAUUGGAUAAAGCGCAAGUGUUUGAUGCACAUUUCACGCAAAAGGUUUUGAGAAUUGAGGCUGUCAUUAAUGACACGAAUGCAAAAAUCCAAAAGUUGGAAGAUGCACUUAAGGAUACCAAAUUGGUUUUGCAAACACUUACAGAACACAUGGAAGAUUUGAAAAGAGGAUUGUAGUAACAAACAUUAUACUUAGGCUUAUGUUGUCAUAUGUUAUUGUGUGGUAUGCUAUACUAUGAUUGUAAUUCAUAUUUUCUCCAAAAUAGUUUGUAGAGUGACUGUUCAAGUACAAAAAUUAUGUUUCAACCACUCUACCACAUGUUCUAAGGAUAAUUUAUAUUUACAAAAGGUGUAUUAAAACGAUUA
Molecule: messenger RNA, 1829 nt
Organism: Ipomoea triloba (trilobed morning glory)
Lineage: Eukaryota; Viridiplantae; Streptophyta; Magnoliopsida; Solanales; Convolvulaceae
Product: phosphatidylinositol/phosphatidylcholine transfer protein SFH11
Exons: 12
Coding region: 267-1640 (457 amino acids)
Source: RefSeq, a predicted model, not a curated record